AUGCCUACUGAAAUCGAGCCAGUGGGUCAUAACCACUCAACCACAAUUGGGCUUAGUGGACCAUUUCGAAAGUAUGAAGAUGUUGUCGAUGAGGCUCCGGGUAGUCCAUGGGCUAAGAAGACAGUGUUGACUUUUGAUGGUGGAGGAGUGCGUGGUUACUCCAGCCUCUUAGUCUUGAAAUCUCUGAUGUUAAAGAUUAAGGAGAUUGAGAUGGAGGAUUCUGGCGGGAAAAUAUGCUCAAGUAGCGACUACUCGUGGAUGGGGACCAAUCCUUCCAAGAAAUCUGCCUCUAAUGAAAGCACCCUUAAUGACUUCUUACCUUGCCAUUAUUUUGACUAUAUAGCAGGCACUUCCACAGGAGGUUUGUCGGCCAUCAUGCUUGGUAGACUUCGCAUAAGCGUGGACGAAGCUCUUGAGCAAUAUAAGCUGUUUGGUAACAGUGUAUUCGGAAAAGCAAGGCGGUUGCACCUGAUGAUUUCCGGUGUCCCCAGAGCCAAAUAUUCGUCAAAGAAAGCUAAAAAUGCGUUCCGAGAUAUUAUUCGGAAUAGUAUGGGAAAAGACGGCCAGAAGCCAGAAGAAUAUCAAGCCGAAAUGGAGCUAUUCCAGUAUCGUAAAGACCGGACUCGGACUAUCGUAUUUUCUUUCUCGAUAGAUAGGAAUGAAGGCCUCGAAAUGGCAUACCUGUGGAGAAGUUACGAUCAUGAGUAUGAGGGCGAUGGAUCUGACGACCCCUAUAAGCCCAUGAAUCCUUCCCCUGCCCACACGACACCAAUAUGGCAGAUUGCACGCGCAACCUCCGCUGCCCCGACGUUCUUCGCACCUAUUAAGAUAGGUGGUAAAGAACAUUUCGAUGGCGGUAUCUUUGCCAAUAACCCCUCUUCUAUUGUUCUCCACGAAGUCCGGGCACUGCAUGGUUAUCCCCCUAAACUAUUCAUCAGUAUAGGCUGUGGCCUGGAGAGCAGAGGGAACGUAAGUACGCCGACAGGAAAUCCCGAAAUCGAUACUUGCAAUAGUCAUGUUGUGGAUUCUGACAAGGGGGAAAUGAAGGGUGGGAAGAGGUGGUUUAGUUUCGCUCGUGGCCUUAAACAUUACUUGACUGACACUGAAGGUAGAUAUGGUUUCCAGGGGUGGAAUAACGAAUGCAUCAGGCAACAUAUCGAGCAUCGAUUGAGGCUAAAUGUCGAGGGAGGACUCUCUACUGUUGCUAUAGAUGCUUGGGAUCCACCGGAUUCCGGCAGUUCAACACUUGAUCAAAUCAGGAACGAAACAGACAACUAUCUAGCUCAGGAUAUUAUCAAGGAGAAGAUUGCCAAAAUGGCAAGAGAACUGGUCAACAUCAGACGCGAGCGGGCAGAAACAGAACCCUGGGAGUCAUUUGCCUUAGAUGUGACCUACUAUUGUCCUAAGCCCAGCUGUCAACUUCGCCGAAAAACUAGGGGGAAAACGAUCUUUACGCAUUCAAACACGAGCCUCAAUAGCGCAUUCUUACUAUAA
This is a messenger RNA of Daldinia caldariorum, 1494 nucleotides long. Its product is annotated as FabD/lysophospholipase-like protein. Gene Ontology annotation, biological process: arachidonate metabolic process. NCBI's taxonomy places the organism in Eukaryota, Fungi, Ascomycota, Sordariomycetes, Xylariales, Hypoxylaceae. The record is from RefSeq and is a predicted model, not a curated record. The transcript has 6 exons. Gene Ontology annotation, cellular component: membrane. Bases 1 to 1494 code for a protein of 497 amino acids.